UGGAGCUGAGCAGGGAGAGGAGCUGAGUGGCUCCACUGGCUGCUGUUGCUGCUGGAAUCCGGAUAUGAUGAAAAUGUUUUAGACGCAACAAACUCAGCAAACUACCGCCACUGAACAUUCGAGGCGUCGCCAGGAUUGUUGUAGACAUUUUUCACAACACCAACAAACGCUGGACUGGUUCUUAAACUGCACCAAAACUAGCAAAGAAAGUUAGCAUAAGAGAAGUUUUCUUUUUCUUUUUCUUUUGGCGCUGACUUACUCUUUCACCCAGUUUUUCUUCCCUUUUUGUUUUUUUCUUCGCAGCGGGGAAAUAGUUGGAGGAAGGAAGGAUGGGAAUAAGUCAGAUUUGAAGCAGAGGGAGUUGACAUGUUUGAAAGCGCCGACGGCUGAAGGGUGAAAAGGGAGGAACGUCUUCGUCUCUGUGUGUCCCCGAAAAGACGACUGUCUCAUGUCCAAGGAGACCGUCCUUCCUCCGGAUGGGCCAGCAGGGCCAGAGAAGGGCCCUAAGCAAGAGACAAGUCCACUGCUACCUGCCUCACACGAUGACCGCGACAGUGAAUCGUCAGGAAGAAGGCCAUCUCCCAGGAAACCAGCCACUGAAGGACCAAGUCACGUGACAGGCGAGAGGCCUAAUUAUUCCGAGCCCGUAAGAACUCAACCUCACUCCGAGUCUCAACGGAUACCCUCGGAGCUCGCCGAGGGAGACUCUGCCAAGGACCAAAACGGCUUUCGCCAGAACAGCACUGGCGUGCCAGCACUGAGUAAUGGCAGCGGAAUCCACCCUGGCAUAGGCGGCGCCGGGGCCACACGCAUGUGCUCCUGCGGUGCCAAUAUCAGCACGGGCGCCGCGAGGGGAUCAGACGCGAACACGAAGGCAGCGCCGUCCGCGCCGACUACAGAGCAGCCCAGGAAGCAGCCAUCCACGCCCGUGUCUCAGAGGAUGCAGAGGAAAUUGAGGUCCAGCUUGUCAGUCAACAGUGACAGCAGCAGACGCAGCAAAGGCAGCUCCACUGGGUCACAGAAAGCACCUUUACCAGAGGACUGCUGCGUCCACUGCAUCCUGGCCUGCCUCUUCUGCGAGUUCCUGACACUCUGCAACAUGGUGGUGGCGCAGGCCUCGUGUGGCGCGUGCACGUCCGAGGCGUGCUGCUGCUGCUGCUGCGGCGACGACCUGGGCGACGACUGCAACUGCCCCUGUGACAUGGACUGUGGCAUCAUGGAUGCCUGCUGCGAGUCCUCGGACUGCCUGGAAAUCUGUAUGGAGUGCUGCGGCAUCUGCUUCCCCACAUAGGGGGCACCUCCGUGUCUCUGCAUGGGAUAACUGGACCCCGGGAUGAAGGAGAACGUAUAGAGCGGCUGUCACUUUAAAUUCAGCAUUAAACACGAAGAAGUGUGUGUCUGCUUGUGUGUGUGUGUGUGUGUGUGUGUGAGAUGGAUUUAUGUGAAUUCUAAUGACUGGUAUUGGCGAGUAAAGAUGUAUCGACACUGGGCUUCUCCGUAACAACCAGCUCAGCAGGGAUGAUGAGAAGUAACUCCAGAUAUAUGAACAUUAAUUAAUAAAUCUUUAGUUGAUAAUAAGUUUAUGUUAUGUACUCUCUGGAACAAAAAGUAGUAUCACAGGUUUUAUUAUUAUUAUUUUUGUUAUCAGGAAUAGUGUUUAAUAAUCUCCAAUACUUUGCAGUCUUAGUACUCUCACUACAACACUGUAAAAAUGCCGAAGUGAUGCAUGCUGUAUUUUUGCAGUAGGCUUUCAUUCACACACCAUCGACUGUAGCACUGUAAAACAAAUCAAAACUGGUGGAAAAAUGAUCAAUUCUAUCAUUUGGUACAUUCCUACACUACAAGUAAAGGCAAAAAUGAUGACAAUAUUGUCACGGAUAUGAACUGCACAAAAUAGUAUAGUGUAUACUUGGAGCGUCUCAUCUUAAUAACGCCAUUGUGAUUUGGUUGACUCUGAAUCUGAAUCUUGGUUUGACUGGAAGUUUUGGGUCCUCAUAUUUUCAACACAAAACAUUCUCACCAGUUUAAUGUACAGUUAAAAUAGAUUGCUUAUGUCUUUUAUUGCUUUCAAAGCCCUCCUCUACCGUAAGAAAUCGACGAUCCGGCGUUGCCAGCUGACAUACAUGCUGCAUGAGCGGUGUGAUAAGAAGUUUAAAAAAAAAACA
Messenger RNA from Solea senegalensis (Senegalese sole), 2165 nucleotides. RefSeq names its product MyoD family inhibitor domain containing (gene mdfic). The transcript has 5 exons. The record is from RefSeq and is a predicted model, not a curated record. The coding region runs from base 449 to 1291 and encodes 280 amino acids. Lineage: Eukaryota; Metazoa; Chordata; Actinopteri; Pleuronectiformes; Soleidae.